CAAGAUCGUAAUUUAUGCAUGGUAACUUUAUUUUCCUCUUGUCUUUUUGAAAACGCUUAUUCAUUGCCUUAUUAGGUUGAUAGAGAAAAUCUAUGUCGUUUCAGCUACACGACAGAGCCGAUGGAGUAACAAAUCCUACAGAUUCAACUUGGGGUUAUUAUUACCUUAUAUUGCGAUCUUCGUGUUGAUGGUAAAAUAUCAUUCAUUAUCAACAAAAACUAAUGGUUUAGAUCAUAUAUCAUAGAGCCUAUAUCGAACCCAAUGGAUACUGUAUCAUCGGUAUUGCUCCUGCUGGAACCGUUCCAUUGAUUGUAAGCAAAUGAUUACACUUGUUUAAGCUUGUACUCAUCAUUUUCUUUCUCCUUUAGAUUUAUGAUUUUGUAAGCGUGGUUUACUGUUUCACCAAAAUCAGGUUUUAAUUUAAUUAUAUAGGCGAUCAACCUUUACAUGACCGUCUUCUUCGUUCGACCAUUACUAAAACUUGGUGGUCUAGGCAUCUUCAGUAGCUCAGCCAACUCUCGGCUUCACGAAGUCGCCCUUCGUACCUUGGUCGCAUCCGUCGUCUGCUUAGUUGUAUCCUUUGCCAACAUCCUCUCGCUGAUCAUACUUGACGGCAGAGAACGUGGCUUGCUUUGUAUGACUUGCUGUACAAUGGAUGUCACAAUAAACGUCAUUACUGUUCACUGGGUCACUAGCCAAGCACCUGGAAAGCGCAGCAAGGAGACAGAUGCACAAGGCACACAUCUCUCAGAAACGCACGAACAAACCAUGUACAGAAAGGAAGAACAGGAUGUCAUUGAAUUCAAAAACAUCGGCUUGAACGUGUCUUAUGAAAAGACACCAGUUGAGGACGAUCACUCUUCUACAGAGGCUGGUGGAUUUGCUCCUUCCUUUCAAGAAUCUCAGACGAGUCGCAAGACAUUAACGAAAUUAUAAGUCCCUAUAAGAUUUUUAUGCUUAAUCAUAUGCCUCUCACACUAAUAAAUUAUUCGACCCCCCCCCUUAUUAUUUCUGACACGCACCCUUUGUCGGCUGUGUUCUCCUUUUUUUUUUGAGCUGCAAUUUCUUUAAUUUACUUCUCUUUUGGUUUCAGAAUCAUCAGGACUCCUUUUCUUAUAAAACUUCUUUUUUGUGGGGGGUCCAUAGCCUUCUUUUCACAGAAAAAAGAAGAACGUAUCGUCAUUCUCCCUGG
Molecule: messenger RNA, 1192 nt
Organism: Rhizopus microsporus ATCC 52813
Lineage: Eukaryota; Fungi; Mucoromycota; Mucoromycetes; Mucorales; Rhizopodaceae
Exons: 2
Coding region: 448-936 (162 amino acids)
Source: RefSeq, a predicted model, not a curated record